GUACAUCUCAUGAAAAGCUGUUGACUGCCGCUAAGUGUCCCGCCAUUUGUACGAAAAUGAAAACCGUAACAGUUGUCUGAGGACGAGCACUUAAACAGGAGGGAAAUCAUAAUGGACCAAGAUAAUGAUAUUGAGAUUUUUGAUGAUGUCCCACAGACAGGAAGAAAAAACAGGCUUGGUCGCAAGCCGAGGGCUGUGCAGAGCAAAGCUGCAGCCAAGACUGUCCCUGUUGACCCUGGCUCGAAGGAGCAGGAAGUGUCGGAGGAUGAUCGCAAAUUAAUGGAAGCAGGUUUCCCACCCGGGGGCUUGGGAGCUGAGGAGAGGAGUCAAAUUCUCUUGGUGUUAAAGAAAUCAAUGGUCGAAGUAGGCCAGUCCUGUUCCAAUAACCAUCAGAGAAAUAAGUUUGCUGACACUGAAGGUGAAAACAACUUGGUUAAUGAACCAGACACGGUUAAUGAACCAGACACUGAAAAAUAUAUACAGCAAGGUAACUUAAGUUUGAUGAAUGCUGAUGAGGAUAAUAACAUGAGAAGAAGAGGGAAUAGAAAAAAAAGGCACAGUCUAGAUGAUGGGUCUGAAAAGAUGGUUGAAAAGAAAAAUGUAGCUAAGAAAAGUAGGAAGCAGAAACAUGUGGAAAGUCUUGAGAAUGAGGAGGAGGGCAUGGGUGAUGGAAGUGUUUUUGUGGUGUCCAGCGAAGAAGGUCAAGAACCUCUUGUUGAGAUUGAUGUUGAUGUGAUGGAAACAAAUCCAGAAACAUAUCAAGACCAAGAACCUAAUACCGUUGAAACUGCUGCAAAGAAGCAUAUUGCUAAGGUUAAUGUAGAUAAGCAAAACAAUGAUAAUGCUCAGGAUGAAAAUUCGGAGACAGGUCUGAAACAGGAUCAUGAUACCGCAGAAACUGCUGAUUCAGACAAUCAGAACCUUGAUGUUUAUGUCAAGAAGACAAAAGGGCAUGGUAGAAAGAAGAAAAAUCAGAAGCCUGUUGCUGAGACUGAAAUAGACGUGGAAAAUGAGGAAAAUGUUAAGAUUCGAAAUCGAAAGAACAGGGAUGUAGAAUCCAUGGAUGAAAGAUGUGUUUCUAAAAUAAAUAAUAAAAUGAGCAAGAAAAAGAUGAAGACAGAUAUAGUGAUAGAAACUGAUAGCUCAUCUGAAGGCUUUGGGGCUAACUGCCCUGAAGACGUUAAGGAUUCAGAAAAAUUUAAAUAUGGAAAAGCAGACGAAGAGCAAAGUGAUUCUGGUGAUGUGACAAUAAUUGAAGAGACAAUUAAGUCAGAGGUUGAAACAGAAUCUACAGAAGAAGAAACUUCUAUAUACGCUCAAACUGACAAUGACACCUCAAAGGCAGGUGUCUGUGACAGUGACGUGGAGACUCAACCACCUGAAAGCGAGGUAGGAUCAGUCUCGGACUUGGAACUUCAUCUGGAGACAUCAACCAUGGAUGAAACAAUGCAGGGAGAUGGCUCCAACUUGGAACAGACUCAAAUGGAGGAGGAAGAUGUGAUACAAGUUCUUGUUCAUAAGUCUUCUUCACACAAUAAUGGUCCAACUACCGCCCGGCCAGUCACAACAGAGUCACAGCACUCUGGUGGUUUUGAGCCUGGCAUAGAGGUAGAAGCUGGGCCCAGUUACUCCACAGCUGGGAACCAGCAGGAAGAACCAGAAGACCAAAGUGGAAGUAGUCAGGGCAGCACAGUGGAUGAACAUGGAGAGCUGGUCAGACAUUACAGGGCUGUCAGAAAGCAGCCAUAUAAGAAGUAUCACAACUAUCGACUAGAUGGUGAAGAUCGAGCGGCAUGUAUGCACAGACUUGACUGGCAGUUUCAAAUGUUUCGAGAAAAAUUGCGAAAGGCCCAGCAAUGUCUUCAGCCAAGGAUGUUUUGGGAGGACUGGCCUACAUCUAUCAAGUCAGGGCCUCACCAAACUGGCACAUUGGACCACCUGGCUCGUGGAAAACCAAUGUUGAAUUCAAACUUGUCUGAUGAAGAAGGUACUUCAACAGAAACUAUGUUUAACCCUCAAAAACGGCAGACCAGAGGUCAGCGAGUCAAACCAGACGUGUUCUCAAUGGAUGUAUCAGAUGGUGAAGAUUUUGAAAGUCUGACUGCAAAUUUUAAAAGGCGAAGGAACAUGAAAAAAGCGGAAGAAACUGCAGUUGUUGAGGAUGAUGAUUUACCAGAAUUGGUUGUGGAAAAUGAGGGUAAUUUAUUGGGUUGGAAUAAGUCCGCUACAAGGAAGAAAAACAUAAUGGAGGAGGAAACUCAAGAGUAUGAAAUGGAAGCUGAUAAAGAGAAUAAAGAGUCACAUGGUGGGAGACACUCACAGCUGAAUAAUGGUAUAAAAACUGGCAAAACUUCGGAAUAUAUUAAACUUGGUCAGCCUUUAGAUCAUCCAAUGAGGAGUGUCAGGGGCCGGGGUCUAACUCGGGGGGUCAGUGUACCAAUAGUAGCAAGGGUUGGAACAAGACAAAAUGCGGGUAGAGUUUUAGUAGAAGAAACGCAAGAUAUGGAUGAUGAUGAUGCUCAACUUCAGGAAGCCAUUCGAAGGUCAAAGGCGGAAAUAGUUAUCCAAGAAACACAGUUUCAGGACUCGCAAUUUCAGGAGAACGAUACUGAUUUUCUUGAUGUGAAAGAGUCUGCUACAGGGCAAAUAUUUGGAAAUAAUAUGCAGAAGGCUAAGUUGGCUCAUUAUUCUAUACCAAAGUUUGGUCAUACUAGAAAUCAUGAAAAAGUGGAGAAGACUGGAACUGCUGUGACAGAUGGGGAGAAAGACUGGGUUCAAGAAAAAGGUGUUGAAAGUAAUGAGGGUUAUAAUGAGAAGAGUAAAGUACAAGGGGUCAAAACUAUAGGAAAUCAGAAGAGGGGCAGGAAGAAGAAAGUUCAGGGAGAACCUCUUGUUUUAGAGACACAGGAUAUCGAUGGUGAAAGUUCUGGCAAGAGAAGAUCAAGAAUAAAAAGAAAAACUUUCAAGCUUAAUAGCGAAUCUUCCGGAAAUUCGGAAGAGGAAAGUGUACCUGAAACUCAAGAAUUUGACAUGGACGACAUAUCAGAAAUGUCUGGUGCUAGUGGAAAUCAGAUUGGUAAAACUGGGCUGAAGGAACAUGAUGUUGGGAAAACAGAACCUGUUUCUCAUUCUGUUCAACAUGGAAAAGGCUAUACAUUAGUUACAUUUUUAGGUGCUGUUAAAAGCAAGGCUAAAGCUUUAAAAGAUUAUAUAUCCCCUUCGAAACCAGGCGAAGAGAAUGGACCAUGUGAUCUUAAAAGAAAGGCAGAUGGUGAUGAAGAGGCUGAAGGAUCGCAAUCACCAGUAUUGAAGACCAAGAAGAAGAAAAGACUAGGCAACCCUGCAAGUCUAAGACUAAGGCCAGCAUUUGAAGAAGAUGAUGAAUCAAAUGACAAAGAAAUUGGUCAUGGAAAUAUUGGCAGUGAUGAGAGAUGUAUGGAUUGGGGUUUAACUUCUGGUGGCAGAAGGUUUGUUAGUAGGCCUGAGAGUCAUGAUAAUGAUUCAAGGGCAUCAGAUGAUGUAUCGGUGAGUAGCAGUAGUCAGAGAUCUGGAGCAAUGUUAGAUGAUCAUGGUUAUUUGUACUCAACACAGAUUGCUGAAAUUCGGAAGCGUACAGGAAGGAGCGUCAAAGCUCGUGGGAAGAAAGUCGAAGAUCUUGUGAAGGAAAAGGAGGAUGAAAAAAUUCAAGCAAUUCUGUCAUUAGAUGAAUCUGAUGAUGAGCAGGACCAAAACAUGUUUAAAUAUUUGGGAAAUACUUAUUCCAGGAAAGGAAACAGGUAUGGGAAAAAGGAACUCACUGGAUGGAAAACUGAACAAUUUCCUCCCGAUACAAACAAUGAAGGAAGAACUGAUUAUAGAAACUGUACUAGCACAGCUGACCUUGAUCUGGAUAUUAACCAAUCAGGAAAUAGGCUUCCAUCACUGGAUCUGACGUUUGGUGAGAGAGCGUUCCAAUGGGAGGAAGCAGAGGGGUCAACCCCGGCCAGACAUGCCCCUAGGAUGGAGCCAGAGGUCAAGCAAGCAUCUCAUAGUCAGGAUGAGCCAAAGACAAUGUGUCCUUUAUGCAGUAUGGAAUUCUUCACACGUGUGAUAGAAGAGCAUGCUGCAACUUGUGAUGGCACACCCAUAGAAGGCAAUGAAGUUGGAUCACAGGGAGACCGAGGGGGACAGGUGACUGCUGCAGACUCUACAUCAGUACUAGAGGAUGUUGAAGCAGAAGUGAUAAAUGGGAUGAUGGUGUGCAUUAUUUGUGAUCGCCGGUACCCUGAACAGGAGUUUAAGGAGCACUUCCAGGAAUGUUGUGAGCAGGCCAAAGCACAGCAAGCCGGGAUAGAGGCUCAAGGAUACCAGCAGGCUGUUGAGCCCACAACAGUUGAACCUCGCACAACACGCGCGAAGAUUCGAAACGAUGAAAAUAGUCCUACUACAAGAAACCGUCAGGGUGUAAACACUCCUGCCACUAGAAACCGAUGCGUUGAAAAUAGUCCAGCUGCUCGAGCCAGAACAACAAAGCGCUUGUCCCCAACAAAUACAGUAUCAUCACAUACCACACCUGUGAAGUCAGACAGUCCUGUCAGCAUUGAAAUCGAUGACAAUAGUGACCCAGAGGAAUGUGAGAACCCGUACCCCCGAAUGCCUCCUGCACGGGAAGCAGUAGGGCGAAGGUUGGUCAUGAAACCUGGGGGUCCUCGUACAGGGCAGCUGGUGUUACAAGUGAGAGGCACCAAUAACAGAAGUGACAUGACAGCCAGGGCAGCAAGCGUGAAGAAACAGACCGGGCGUUCAUCGACGGAAGGGUACAUAACAGCCACCACUGACAGUGAUGGAAGUGAUAUCAACAGUAGCAGCGCAGGCAGUGAGAGUGACUCCAGCAGUGGUGACAACAUUACAUUGUCAACAUUGGCACGGACUGGUUCUAGCUCUUUGAUCACAGGACCAUGGAAUAAACCACUGCAAAAUUCCAGAAUUGUAAACCAGUCUAGUGAUGGAUGUGUUCCUAUUCCUGAUUGGGUGAAGAAAGGUGUGCAUUCACCAAUCAAAAGCUUUGUUCCAAUAUCUCAACAGGAGGACUCUGAAUAUUUUGCAAGGCAGUUUAAAUAUAAAAAAGAAAAUGUUGAAAAGAGGAUGAACAAGAGAAAAAGAUCUCAAGGUCAAAAGAAAAAGCCAAGAAAACGCAGAAAAGUGCAAAGAAAAAGAAAGAAACCCAAAUAAAGAGUAAUACUUAAUAAAUUGUCAUGUACUAUACAUACUCAUGUUUUCUUAUUCCAUUUCAAAGUCUCGGCUUAUGUGUUCGUUAUUACGGAAGAUAUUUUUUUUUUGGAUGUACCGGUAUUGUUGCAUUUGUUCUUUGUUACCAGUUUAGCAAUAAAGACUAUACAUUGCAUGAAAGUGUUCAGUUAUUUGAAAUCAUUAGCUAUCAAUCUGUUGAUCUUCAACGUGAAUAUGGAACUGGGUAUGUGUGGAUCAUCAUGUCUGCAAUUACUUUCAUGUUAUUUUAAUAGUCCAUGGCAUAUACCAUGCAAUGUACAUAUUGGAUAAGAUGAGGGGCCUAUUGUUCAGAACUUUGGUUAAAGUUUACAAUGUGAUUAAUGAAUGACAUUGUUGUUAAAUUUUGAAUGUCAAAUUUUUUAUGAUGUGCUCAUGUUUUAUUUAAAUAAUUACACCUAAAGCACUUACAUAAAAUCUUGUUAGAAGUACUGCUAGUCACAAGAGAACCUUUUAGAGCUGUAAAGAUUUGUAAGUUAACAAUGUUUUCAUCUUGAGCAAAGUUUAUGUCCGUCUGUGAACCUUUAGGAAGGGAAGUUUUUUCGAAAUGAUUACUUCAGAGACACAUUUAUUUGCAUCACACGAUCUUUGGCUGAACUUGGAAGCCUUGAUUAAGAAAUCUCAAUGUUGCAGGUGGAAUAGAUUAAACUUAACUGAGGCAUCUAAGCAAAUUUUUGCAAGGUUAUUAUUUUUGCAAGGUUAUUUUAACAGUCUAGUGAGUUUACCAUGCAAUUUACAAGACAAUAUUGUAAGAAACGAUGUAUAAUCUUGGAACUCAUAGGAAGGGAAAUCAAUUGAGAGACACACUUUUUUACAUCACAGGAUCUUUGGCAUAGCUUUGGAAUAUUAUCUCAAUUGUUACACUCGGAAUAGAUUUAACUAUAUCGAUGCAUCAAGGACUGACUUUUGCCCCGACUUCUGACCAAAAUCCUGCAAUGUGACAAUUUUUUAUGUUCUGAAUAGUAAAAGGCAACUGAUGAAGAAGCCGAAAUGAAGUAUAAAGACAUCUUGACCCCAUAAAGUGACCUUGACCUUAAAAGUAAGUUGCUGGAACAUACACUCUGCACGUUGUUUCAUAUUGUGAACAUUAUUUUGUGCACAUUUUUUUAUACAGUUAUCAUAGGUUGCUGAAUUAAGCAUGAAAAAUAAAGUAUGAAAAUAAAGUAUGAAAAAAUAAAUAAAAAUAUGACCUUCAACAUCUAAGAGUGACUUUUAAAGAUAUCUGACUGCAACAUUCACUCUGCCUAUUGACUUGAUGCAGUGAACAGAUAUGUAAAAUUAUUUCAAACUCUUGUGGUUGACUUUGACCUUAUAGUGACCUUGACCUUGAAGGUACAUUAUCAGAACAUGGGCUCUGCAUGUCUGCAUAAUAUGGUAUACAGUUGCAAACUGUGAAAUCCUAUCAGACGAGUUCUAGUGCAGCCAGGAAAAGUGGGAAUGACUGUCAAAGAUGCCCUUCCCUCAAAUGUGAGACCUUGACUUACAGUCUUGGAGAGAAAUUCACCUUGUGCCUUUUGUCCUGUCAAAGUUUGAAGUCAGAAGUUUCAACAAUGAUGGCUGUUUGAAAACCCAUUCAGACUGAGCAGAAUACAAUUAUACUAUUGUUCUGUUUAGCCCUUCAAACUUUGACUGAUAAAUGGGUUAUUUUGCAGACCUGUGAUAAAUUCUGGA
This is a messenger RNA of Mya arenaria, 6936 nucleotides long. RefSeq lists its product as uncharacterized. The coding region runs from base 112 to 5211 and encodes 1699 amino acids. NCBI's taxonomy places the organism in Eukaryota, Metazoa, Mollusca, Bivalvia, Myida, Myidae. The transcript is spliced from 20 exons. The record is from RefSeq and is a predicted model, not a curated record.